AUGUAUAGGCUCAUGGGACAUUUCCGCGGCGAGGACGUGGAGCUCCGACCAGAAGACCACGCGGCCCUUCGCAGAGCGGAGGCCAAUCCCGAGUCCAGCUUCGCCAAAACGCUGGAACUGAUGGGCAAACCGCCAGCCCCAGCCAAGCAGCCGCCGACGUUCCUGGAGAUCCUUCAGAGCGUCCUCCAAAGCGUCGGCCCACCACCGCGCGUCGCACCCAUACGCUACCCCAGCCUAUGGCCGCGACCGCCAGACAACCCCACGCCGCAGCAGACCGCGGGCCCCUCUAAGGGCCCCGCCGACGCACCGGCCAGCCCCACGGCCCCCAACCCGGAGGCCGUGGCCACCACAAACCCGCCAGGCGCCGACCGCACGCCCGACGCGCCCGCAACAGCGGACCCCGGACCCGCGGCCGCGCCCAUAGCAUCCCCGGACACACGCCACUCCGAGCCGCAGCCGACCGUGGACCCCCCCAAGGCACCACAGCUCCGGCCCGCCCCGUCGCCCCCAACCCGCGGGUCACGGCCACCGACCAACCCAACGUCGCGCCCGUCACCAAGGCCCCAUCGCGGGCCCCGGACCCUCAGCCGCGACCCCAAGAACCCCGGAUGCAAGGCUGCCGUCAAAAAAAGACAGCACGCGCCAAAAAGCGUACCAAAAAGAGCGGUGCUACCCACCCCAAACCUUCACAACGCAGACACCACCGCUCCUGACUCCUCGACGGAUGAGCACCGCGCCGCUCCACGCACGCCCUCCGGACAACACCAGUCGUCGACUGUCGGCCCGCGGAACCGACAAACCGGGGCGACGAAGUUGGAGAUUCGUCGCCUCACAACAACGACCCACGCAGCAGCCCAAAGGACACCCGCACCCGCCCCCGCCGACUCCAAGGAGAAGACGGGCCUGGGCGCCGAGAUCGGAGACUCGUCACCCACCAACGAACCACGCACGCCCACCGGACCCGGUAGCACGCCAGGGAGGACGCCGAGAAGGAGCACUCGCCGCCCCCCCGCAACACUGCUGACAGGCCACCGUCAGUCAGCCACAGAUGGCCCGCCGGUUUCGCCGGCGGCCCAUCGCUGA
This is a messenger RNA of Leguminivora glycinivorella, 1083 nucleotides long. Its product is annotated as proline-rich receptor-like protein kinase PERK2. The transcript has 3 exons. Bases 1 to 1083 code for a protein of 360 amino acids. The record is from RefSeq and is a predicted model, not a curated record. NCBI's taxonomy places the organism in Eukaryota, Metazoa, Arthropoda, Insecta, Lepidoptera, Tortricidae.